Cydia pomonella (codling moth) is the source of this 1524-nucleotide messenger RNA. RefSeq lists its product as uncharacterized. Bases 1 to 1524 code for a protein of 507 amino acids. The record is from RefSeq and is a predicted model, not a curated record. The transcript has 2 exons. NCBI's taxonomy places the organism in Eukaryota, Metazoa, Arthropoda, Insecta, Lepidoptera, Tortricidae.
AUGGAGGCAGAACCGAAAGUUCACUCGAAACUGUUUACACCAGAAGAACAAAGGUGCGAAGAUUUCUUUGCAUCUACUACAGUGAGAGACGAAGACGGCAGGUAUGUCGUGAAAUUGCCGUUUCGCGACGAUCAUACCUGCAAGGGCAAUUCAAGGGAGAUUGCAGUUAAAAGACUACACAGUUUGGAGAGGAAAUUUGAAAAAGAUAAAACACUUAAAACUAGAUAUACGGAAGUAAUCAAGGAGUAUGAGCAACUAGGCCACAUGAUACCUGUGACUGAACCUGACCACAAACUGAAAGAUGCUAUAUACUUGCCUCAUCAUGCUGUCAUUCGUGAAAAUCGAACCACAACUAAGGUUAGAGUUGUAUUUGACGCAUCCUGCAAAGACGACAAAGGGAUUUCGCUGAACGACUUACUUAUGAUAGGGCCUACCAUGCAGCCAGAUUUGCGUCACCUAGUUAUGUGUUGGAGACAGUAUCCCGUGUGUUUAGUUGCGGACAUUGUCAAAAUGUACCGCAUGGUGCGGGUGGAUGAAGAUGAUGCCGACUUCCAACGCAUAGUGUGGCGAGAUGACUCUAGAAACAAGAUCAAAGAUUACAAGUUACUGACAGUAACAUUUGGCACCGCCUCAGCUCCAUAUUUAGCGGUGAAAGCAUUGAAUCAAGUAGCUUAUGAUCAUAUGGACAAAUAUCCCAUGGCUGCACCUAGAGUUCACAAAGAGUUUUACAUGGAUGAUUUGAUGACUGGUAGUGAAACAAUAGAAGAAGGGUUACAUCUAUAUAAGGAAAUGAAAGGACUAUUGAACGAAGGAGGAUUUUUGUUACAGAAGUGGGCUAGUAAUAAACUGGAAUUGUUAGAUCUGAUAAAUAAAAGAGAAAACGAACAUAUUGCAAACGAAGAAGAAAAGAACAACCUGGAAUUAAAAACAGACAAUGUAACAAAAAUUUUAGGACUUACCUGGAAUAGAAAUGAAGAUGUAUUUCAGUAUUCAGUUAAUCUGCCCCCGCUUUCACCACCUGCAACAAAAAGAAAAAUCAUAUCCGAUGUUUCUCGUCUAUUUGACCCGUUAGGGUGGUUAGCUCCAUGUGUCAUAGUAGCAAAGAUUUUUAUACAGCGAUUGUGGAUAGCAGGAAUCGGAUGGGACGAGGAACCACCAACUGAUAUAUUAAAAGAUUGGAUAACCUACCGUGAACAAUUAACUUACCUUGAAGACUUCCGGAUCCCAAGAUGGCUUAACAUGAAUGUUAAUGACACAUUAGUGGAGUUACAUGGCUUUAGUGAUGCCGCUACUGCUGCAUACGCAGCUGUUGUAUAUCUUCGGGUAGUAAAAGCUUCAGGUGAAAUUCAGGUUGCUUUGAUAGCGGCUAAAACCAGAGUAUCUCCUGUCAAACAGGUCAGUAUACCAAGACUGGAACUCUGCGGCGCAGUACUCGUAGCUAAACUGCUGAAGGAAGUUGCUAUGGUUAUGAACAUACCCAAACAUAAUAUUGCGCGUCUCGUGGGAUCCGACCAGCAGAGCUAA